CCCCCACUCUCUCUCGCCGUCGGUCGGUUCUCCUGCCGGGCUGCUGCUUUGCGCUGCGGGGCCACACUGACCGCAACAAGGAGGAAGAGGAGACUGCUGGGCCGCAGGAGCCGAACACAGCGACUCAAGAGAGCGCAGAACCUGCGGGUGGCUUCGAUCAGCCACGAGAUCCAGGAGAAUCAGAAGGCGGAGACUUCAUCAUCAUCAUCAUCAUCAUCAUCCUCCAUCUCUGCCGCGGUGAGGAGGAACUGAAGCUGCGAGGAGCGGAGACCAUUUGGACCGAGCUUCUCCCCCGGACCAGGGCCCGAACUCAGUGUUUUAAAAGCUCAGCUCGGACACACCAUGAAGGACCGUACAGCGGAACUGCGAAGCGCGAAAGACAGCGAUGAUGACGAGGAGGUGGUCCAGGUGGACCGGGACCAUUUCAUGGAUGAGUUCUUUGAGCAGGUGGAGGAGAUCCGCGGAUGCAUAGAGAAGCUGUCCGAGGAUGUGGAGCAGGUGAAGAAGCAGCACAGCGCCAUCUUGGCGGCGCCGAACCCCGAUGAGAAGACCAAACAGGAGUUGGAGGACCUGACGGCCGACAUCAAGAAGACAGCCAAUAAAGUCCGCUCCAAGUUAAAAGCUAUCGAGCAAAGUAUUGAGCAGGAGGAAGGUCUCAACAGAUCCUCUGCAGACCUGCGCAUCCGCAAGACGCAGCACUCGACUCUGUCCCGUAAGUUUGUGGAGGUGAUGACCGAGUACAACACCACGCAGUCCAAGUACCGGGACAGAUGCAAGGACAGGAUCCAGAGACAGCUGGAGAUCACUGGACGUACCACCACCAACGAGGAGCUGGAGGACAUGCUGGAAAGCGGCAAACUGGCCAUCUUCACAGACGAUAUCAAGAUGGACUCUCAGAUGACCAAACAGGCGCUGAACGAGAUUGAGACUCGACACACUGAGAUCAUCAAGCUGGAGAACAGUAUCCGCGAGCUCCAUGACAUGUUUGUGGACAUGGCCAUGCUGGUGGAGAGCCAGGGAGAGAUGAUCGAUAGAAUCGAGUACAACGUGGAACACUCGGUAGACUACGUGGAGCGCGCCGUGUCCGACACCAAGAAGGCAGUCAAGUACCAGAGUCAGGCCCGCAAGAAGAAGAUCAUGAUCAUCAUCUGCUGUGUCAUCCUGGGCGUCGUGCUAGCAUCGACCAUUGGCGGAACGCUGACCUCCUAAGAGGCUCCGCCCAUCCGCCUUGACGCCGACGCGACCGACAGCCAGCAGAUAAACACGACGACGAUGACACAAAAAACUUGAAAUCCAAAUGCAAGACAGACAAAAAUCCACCAGGCAGAAAUAAUCGAUCCAGAGCCUCCGCGGGGUUGCCGAGGUCCCGAAACAAAAAACGUAUGAAACACGAUCACAGCUGACAAAACGUGAUGACAUCAAUAGUCUUAAACGAUUCCCCACAUUUCCACGUUGUUUUUGAUUACUUUAAAGGCUUUAUGUGUUGGGACUCGUGAGCUCAUCAGAGAGGCGGAGUUCAAGUAGGGCGAUAAUUCCGAAGAGACGUGACCCCAACCUGGCUAGAAUAUCUAUUGGGCCCUGUGGAGGGGCGGACCAACAUUCAUUUCAGUCGGCCAAUUCGAUCGGGUAGAGCUGCUCACACGGCCACGUCUGAGGACAGCGAAGAGACCUUUUCACGACGCCCCUUAUCAUCACAACCGUGCAACCAAAGAGCAGGGGGAGGGGCCUCGCAGUCAGACAGGUGAGGCGAACUGUCAAUCUAUGCAGCUUAGAUCAGAGGUCAUCAAGCCCCACCCCUCAUGCGAGACUACCGAUGGUGUCGGUCGCCAUGGCGGAACGGUCGUAGAUUAUAGCCGUCGCCUAAAUUUGGCAAAUCCAACAAAGAAUGAUGACAUCAUCACUUUUCAAACCGACCGUGAGCGUGACUUGGACCAACGUCUUAUCAUGUCUGUGUGCGUCAUAUCAUGCUAGCUCUCACAUUAGCUACAUCAACUCUGCACUUUGUUAGUUAUGGAGAAGCGGCUGCUGGCUGGUGAUUCGUCAGGAAACAAUUGCUAAUUUUUGACCGAUGACCUCCAAGUCACGUACAAGGCUUUGACACCGCACCCGUGCUAGCACACGUUAGUAAACAGGUGAUUUAUGAAUUGAACCAGCAAGUUUCAAUCAAUACUUGAAAUUGCAAAAGUGUUAGCAUCAUGGGGAACCGUCGGAAGCACAGAGCUUCAGUAUGUUGGUGGCAAGGCGUGUUAGCGUUAAGCAUCACAUGUUGAGAACAUCGUUUGUUGGCUCGAUGAUACGGAGUUCAGUCGCCUCGGUUGAGAGCCACGCUAGCAACACCGGCGUUGUUAGCUGCAAACAAAGACUUCUGUCGUCACUUCAGCAAUAAAGUCUGUUUAUUAAAAUAGAGUUUGGCUAGCAGUAGGUAGUGUUAGCUAACAGAUGGACAGUUGUGGCUUUUUCAUGCCGCCGUGUAAAUAUAGGAAAUCAUCCUGGAAGUGUUUGUUGGAUCAACGUGACUGACUUGAAAAGCUCUGCUAAUGCUAGUCACAAGCUAACACGCAGCUCUGAGGCAUACUGAAGUCGCGCUAAUAUCGCUGUUGCAAUUGAGCCAGAUUUCGCUGAACCGUCGUCGUUAGCGCUGUUAGCUGUUGAUGUCACCUACAAAAGACAUUCAUGUCUUUCUCCAUUUUUCCUGAGAACCAAAACAAGUGUUUGUUGGCCAAACUCAGUCUCCUUACACUCCCCAAUUUUUCGCAACACUUGUUUUCUACCGAGUUAUAAUUAGCGCUUCACGUGUUCUUAGAUUCUUGUACAAACUUAUCGUCUUCUUGCCCGCGUGCUUGCGUCAGGACUUCUGUUCCCAGAGUGCUUCACCUUUUACAUGAAUAUUAACAUUGACGUGUGUAGGAAAAGUGUGUGUCGUCAGUUAUGAAACUGUUCCGAUCGUUCAUCCGAUCCUGCGCUGCCGCUCUGGCGGCGUAGCCCCAGCACCAGCCAUUUUGUCCCCUAGUCACCAUCAAACUAUUGUGAAUCAUGUGACCAAUGUGAGCCUAAUGAUUCGCUCCUGUCCUGAUGUUGUCGUUUAGUUUGUGAUGGUGAGCAGGCCCCGCCCCCUGUGGACUGUAAUAAUAAUAAUAAUAAUAAUAACGGCAUGCAGAAGUUUGCAUGAAGGUGUUUCGUCUGACCCCGCCCACAUCCUGCACUUUACUGUCCACAAGUGUUAGCAUGUUCGCUAACAAACUAUUUUUUUAAGAAACCGUUUCCGGAGUAAAUGAGGUUCCCCUUCCCCCAAACCCGCACCAUCAACCUCUGACGCUCGCGCUAAGUUAGCCAUCACUAUUAUCCGUUAUAUUUAGCAUCCAUGGUUUGUUUGUGUUGUUAGUGUUGCUCCGCCCCUCGACACCUAAUCUACCUGAUAGUGCGAAGCAUAUGUUGACAGCUUUUAUUGUGCAUCACCUUCCCGACAUCCCGUUCAAGCCAAAGCGUUUUAGUCCCUCCCCUCCACUGUCUGCCGCUAAAACGACAAAAGAGCACAACACAGUUUCUGUUUACACUGAUGUGGACCCCCCCCUUUUCCCCACUGCAUGCUGGUCAAUAUCUGACUCCGCCUCUGCCUGACGGCCCCCCCCCCACUGACCAACGUUUCCAAAUAAGUCGCAUCCGAUUCAUUUUCCGCAGUAAUUGCAAAGGACGUCCUCACAUGAAAACAACUCCAAUUUCAGACAGACAAACACGAGGAGGCAGAUGUGACGCUCACUAGCUGUGAGCUUUAAACUGACAAACGUCAUUUUGGUCCAUAAAACAUCUGAGAAAAACACUGACUGAGAGAUGUGAGAGAUGCAACCGAGUGUCCCGCGCAGUUUGGGGCCGAAGUGAAAUAAAAAUCAUUUUUCUUUUUUUAGUAAAGUGGCAGCAACAUCAGCAGAAGAGCGUCGGUCUUCCUCAUUUGUUUUCCGCUGACACAGACGUCCUGGUCUUCCGCACGAUCCUCAAAAAUACCAAAACCUGUUCAGGUCCCUGCUGACAACCAUUCCGACGCUACUCCGUGGACGCUUUUCCGUUCGAAUCAGUAUUUGGUUUACAUCAGUGUUUUUGGGCUGUUGGGAGGAGUUAGGGGAGGGGCCGAGUGGUCUCAGCCAAUCAGAGAGUCUGUAUCAUUAUUGUUAUUAUUAUUAGCAUCAGCGGAAAUGCAGUUACAAAAUUUGCAGAAAUUGCGAUGGAGGACUGAUGAUCAGACGAUAAUAGCAAUGAUUUCAUGACAUAGUAAUGGUUAAUAUCGAUGCUCGCAAUUUUGUCAAAACUGAAACUUUGUGUUUGUAAUUAUUGUAAAUAACCCAGAGGAAAAAAAUGACUUGCAUGUCUACGUAUAAAUCUACUGAGAUAUCGGAUCCCGUCAAAGUUACCCCCGCAGGAACUGGUCCUCGUCAGACUCCGCCCCCACGGUUCCGUCCACAGAGAGAAAGAGAAACCUAGCUGCUCGCGUCUUUGUCCGUCAUUAUCCGACCAACACUCAAGCGCCGAAACAAAAAGCCGCUCAGUUUGUUUUUAUGUUUCGGAAGCUAGUGGAGUCAACGCCACCAGCACGCUGCCGUCCAUCACCUCUGUCCCAGAGGCGCCACCCACUGGUCCUCUGAAGAAAGUGCUUCCCUCCAUCUUAGGAUAACUGGCUUCACGCCAGGCCACGCCCACUAUCUGUCAGUUUCUUCUCUCUCUGUCGGACUCAAACCAUCUCAUGCUUAGCUGCUAACGUGUUAGCACGACCCAAAUUUCGGUCACAGAUUGUGGGAAAUCAAAGCACACGGGAUCUGAUCCUGGAGCGCGCUCCAACACCUCACUUCCUGUGACAUCAUCACCUGUACAGUCCCCACUGACGGGCCGCCCCCGGACUGCCUGGCUCCCCGUGCUGUCUGGACCUGGCCGAAUUUUGGAAAUAGGUUGUGAACUUCGCCGGAGUCUGACGAGGACGUCGUUCCGCCGACGCGACUUUGACUGGAAAUGCAACUUGUGUCCCGUUUCUUUUGUGUGUGUGUAUGUGUGUGUGUAGCGUAAUGUAAAAGCGAUCUGUCCCCCUCCUCGCCCCACACUCUUAAACAGCGCCCCCUCUCUGCCCCCCCUCGUACUGCUGUUGGCUGUUCUGUUUAGUUCAUGUGACGUGCCAGUAUUCCCCCCCGCCCCCCGGAUCUUUAAGAUGACAACUCUAUGCAGAUGCGUCUUUUAUAAAUGUGUCGAGAUUUUAUUUCAAUAAAAACUUGGAAAAAAACAAACCCUGACAGACAUAACGAAAUGAUAAAAAAUGAAUAAAGAAGCGGAUUGUUCAGUGUAAGACGACUCUGUUCUU
Messenger RNA from Synchiropus splendidus (mandarinfish), 5338 nucleotides. RefSeq names its product syntaxin 1B (gene stx1b). Gene Ontology annotation, molecular function: SNAP receptor activity; SNARE binding. The record is from RefSeq and is a predicted model, not a curated record. Gene Ontology annotation, cellular component: SNARE complex; endomembrane system; plasma membrane. Lineage: Eukaryota; Metazoa; Chordata; Actinopteri; Syngnathiformes; Callionymidae. The coding region runs from base 343 to 1209 and encodes 288 amino acids. Gene Ontology annotation, biological process: exocytic insertion of neurotransmitter receptor to postsynaptic membrane; intracellular protein transport; vesicle fusion. The transcript has 10 exons.